This is a messenger RNA of Agrilus planipennis (emerald ash borer), 2253 nucleotides long. Its product is annotated as transmembrane protein 205. Bases 248 to 1108 code for a protein of 286 amino acids. NCBI's taxonomy places the organism in Eukaryota, Metazoa, Arthropoda, Insecta, Coleoptera, Buprestidae. The transcript has 3 exons. The record is from RefSeq and is a predicted model, not a curated record.
UAAGCAUUCAAGUUCCGCGCCACAAUAAAAUGAUAGAGAAUAGCGUGAUAUUAAACGUUAUCGCAAUAAAAAAGUGAUAUAAAACGUGCCUUUCGAUAAUCUAAGCACCCACUAUUCGCGUCAGUUUUAAAGUGGGGAGCGCAAUUUAAAAACGAGCUACCCCCUACGUGACUAACUACAGCUAAAGCGGUACUUGUGUGGUAUAGUGUGUUGUGGUGUUGCCGUGAGUCAAUUUUCUCGUGAAAAGAUGUGUAAGGUCGAUACCCUCACAAUUUCCCAUAGUUUUCCAAAACUUAUUGCUCAAAAGAAAUUCAAAGAUAUCCAAAAGUCGAAAAAGGUUAUCAGCGAAAUUUCCGAAAAUGUACCCUCUUAUAGUGAUGCCCUAGCCAUUCUCACCAUUCAUACCAAAAUUAUUCUUUUCGAAAUUGGCAAAUUUAUGAAACAUUUUGAAAAAUCCAAGGCUUAUAAAAUUGUAUUUGGAACUACUCAGCCAGCUCAUUUAGUAACUAUUUUGGCUGUUGCCACUGUAACUUUAUUAAUUUAUCCCCAUGGCGAGACUGUUUCUGAAAAUCCUCCUUCUCCAUUGUUAACUAUGCUGUACCUGGCAUCCUUUAGUAUACACUUUGGUGCCCAAAUCUGGAUGACCUUCGUAUCCGGAUUAGCUUUGUAUUUUUCUUUACCUCGCCACGCUUUCGGGGAAGUACAAAGUGUUCUAUUUCCGAAAUAUUUCGUCCUGAACGCCCUCAUGAGCCUGACAACCCUGACUCUCUUUUUGGAACACAAUAAUGCCAAACUUCAUAUACCUCAAAUAGCAUCUCAGGUGUUUGCGAUGACUUUUUGUUUCCUCAUUGAAACAAUUAUAAGGCAGUAUUUAUCGCCACCCCUUCUGAAACUUAUGGCAGAAAAGAAUGACAUGGAAAAGGCUACCGGCGUAGGGACCGAGGUCGGUGAACAUAACGCUGGAGAAUUAGUAAAUUGUCCCCAUUAUAUGCGAACUUAUAAAAGAUUUAGAAAGAUUCAUAUGACCAUUGCAAUUGGUAACAUUAUCUGCAUGGCCUGUACUGUUUACCAUUUGCAUUAUCUAUCACAAAAGCUGUCUGUUGUUUAAAAUGAUUGAACUAGUGUUCGGAUCUAAAUCCGACCUACAUAUGUUAUGUAUGUAAGUAGUACCUAGAAAGGUUGACGACUGGAUUAUUUUAAAAACAUUUACCUAAAAUAAUAGUGCUUAUAGCAUUUCGUUCGAAGUACGUGAAUAAAAUGACAACUAUUUCAGUAAAACAAUUUAGGAUGAAACUGUGAUACGGCUGAGGCUGUUUUCAAAAUUUCGAAAACAGUCUUUCAGAACGUUUCCUUGGGUCUGAACACGUAGUUCAUAAUCAAGAUUGUUUACGAAUCUCUCUUAUGAUUAGUUUUCAUUAGCAUUUUUUCAUGUAGCUUUAGACGAGUUCCUAUAUCAUACAUACAUACAUACAUACAUACAUAAAUGCAUGUGUGUUAGUUAAUAUUAAAUAAAUUAGCAGUAUUCUUGUUUGAGCCAUUCGCCUAUCUGAGGAAUGUAAUCUGUGCGUAAUUUGGGCUGAGCAUGACAUCUAUUUUAAAUAUAUUAAAUUUAUUAUAAAUAAAAUGCGUUUGUAGGAAAUUAUUUUCGCCGUUAUGCUUUUAAUUAUGCGGCACCAAAUAUACGUAUACUUAAUGAUCAGAUAGUAGUAAAAAUAGUAAAUAAAUUAUGUCACAAUUUAAGGAGAAACUGCCUCGAACAGGGGAUGAAAAAUCGAAAACAUUUCCCAAUUUAAACUGUUUUAUAAUUACCUACUCGAAGUAAGUUUAAUUAAUUUAUUUAUUUUUUUUUUAUGUCUUGAGUCUAAGUUUGGUUCGUUUAUUGUCCAUUUGUGGCUUUAAUAUAUCGUCGGCAUGUUAAAGUAAAUUAAAUUAAUUUCCAUUUGCAUUUAACUUAUUUAAAUUUAAUUAAUUGGAAAAUGUUGUGAUAGAAAAUAAAAGUUCACAAAGACUGUUGUUAACAUACUAACGAUUAGUUAUGUAAGCACUAUAUUUAUAUUUGGAAAUAAAGUUAUGUGUUAUUAUAAUAAUGGAAGUUUGUUAUUUAUUUGUGACACUUGAUAAACCUAAAUAAAAUAAUUGUAUGUAAUGCCGCUGUGGAAAAUGUGCGUGACACUGUCGUUUAAAAUCGGGAUUUUUAAUUAAAAAUCAUAGCUAAUCUAUCCAAAUUUGGACGGGUUCGACUAGUAAUAUUAA